Penaeus chinensis is the source of this 5500-nucleotide messenger RNA. RefSeq names its product integrin alpha-PS1-like. Gene Ontology annotation, biological process: cell-matrix adhesion; cell-cell adhesion; integrin-mediated signaling pathway. The coding region runs from base 50 to 5356 and encodes 1768 amino acids. The transcript is spliced from 18 exons. The record is from RefSeq and is a predicted model, not a curated record. Gene Ontology annotation, molecular function: integrin binding. NCBI's taxonomy places the organism in Eukaryota, Metazoa, Arthropoda, Malacostraca, Decapoda, Penaeidae. Gene Ontology annotation, cellular component: external side of plasma membrane; integrin complex.
CUCCUCAGUUGCUCUCUGGGUGUGCUACGGGUGGGACGUGCGACGCACCAUGGCGGAACCCACUCGAUUAUUCGCCCUUUUGUGGUGCCUGUGUUCGCUGGGGCAGGUUUUGCCGUUCAACCUGGAGCCGAAAAUUCCCAUCGUGAAGAAAGGUUCUCCCAAGUCCCACUUCGGGUACACGGUGGCGCAGCAUCAGACCAUCUUGGACACCGCGUCAGGAGUACCUUACAAGAAGUCAUGGAUACUCGUAGGAGCGCCGAAGGACCACAACCUGCAGCCGGGGACGAACCGCUCGGGCGCCCUCUGGAGGUGCCCCCUCACCACGCGAACCACCGACUGCGAGCAAGUCCAGACUGAUGGCUUCAAGAAUCCGGAAACAGGGCUCUACAACUUUGACUAUAUCGACGCGAAUUUGUCCAUGCCGGCUGAGAAUGAGAUCAAGGACGACCAGUGGCUCGGUGUCACUCUCAAGAGCCAGGGUGCCGGGGGGAAGGUCCUGGUAUGUGCUCAUCGGUACAUGCACAAGGGCCCAGGGUUCCAGUGGGGCUUUGGCCUGUGCUACAUCCUCACGCAGACACUUGACGUCUCUGAAUAUUUGGAACCUUGCCGGGGAAAGCCUGUUAAUGAAGGUCAUCAACAGUAUGGUUUCUGUCAGGCUGGAACGAGCGGUCUUCUGAUAAAUGAUGAGGCUGUUCUUGGCGUGCCCGGUCCAUACACCUGGAGAGGAACCGUACACACAUCCAAUAUCUCAGAUAAUUUCCUAUUCAAGGACAAGACACAGUAUUUUGGACCUGUGACGGAAAAGGAUUCUCCUAUGGACAAGUACAGUUAUUUAGGUUACUCUGUAACAGCCGGCCGUUUCUUUGGGAAUUACAUGUCGUAUGUUGGUGGAGCACCAAGGGCAAAGGAGACUGGUCAAGUGGUAUUCUUCACUCGCGAAAAAGUUGGUGAAAGCUUGCUGCGUGUAGAUUUAAUCCUUAAUGGAGAGAUGUUUGCUUCAAGCUUUGGGUUUGAAGUUCUUGCUGUGGAUAUCAAUAAUGACGGGCGGGAUGACCUUAUCGUUGGUGCUCCCUUCUACUACACAAGCACGUCGAGUGGUGCUGUCUACGUCUACAUGAACAAUGACGGAGGCUUUGUGGAAGAUCAUCCAUACACAAAGAUUGAAGGUGAGGCAGGUGAGAGUCGCUUCGGAUUCUCCAUGACCUCCUUGGGCGACCUUAAUCAUGAUGGGUACACAGACGUGGCCAUCGGUGCUCCCUAUGAAGGGCGAGGGGCAGUCUAUGUUUACUUGGGCACAAAAGAUGGACUCAUGAAGGAAGAUGGACAGGUUAAGGUGGCACAGGUUAUACGUGCAGAAGACAUGCCUGGAGUUCCUUACAAUGCAUUUGGUUAUUCGUUGAGUGGAGGAAUGGAUCUCGAUGGCAAUGGCUAUCCUGACCUGCUUACAUCAUCCUUCUGCAGCGAUAGAGUUCUUUUGAUCAGGGCCCGCCCCAUCAUCGACAUCCAGACCAAAGUGCAGUCUCAGAACAACCAGCUUGAGAACAUAGACCCAAGCAAAAAGGGCUGCAUUGAAGACAUCAGUUCACCAGAGACUUGCUUUUCCUUCGAUGCAUGCUUCAAGAUGGACAAUGAUGCCGGGACAAAGACCGUCCUACGCCUCAAGUACACCAUUGAGGAACAGUUGUACAAGGACCAGCCCAUAGCCAGAAUCCGCUUCUCUAAUGGGCUGCAAGAUCGACCAUAUACCGUGGAAAGAGAUAUCAAGCUCCGGCCAGAAGACAUGGGCAUAUUCCAGUGUUCACGCGAAAUUGUGUAUUUACUGGAUGGCCCAAGAGACAUUCUGCGUCCACUGAAAUUCAAGCUGUCCUACGAGAUCAUUCAAGGUCAGCCCAGUCCUGUUCCUGAAGGCAGUCCCUUGCCAGACAUUGAUGAAUUCCCAAUCUUGAACCAGCAGGAGGCAGUCAGAUAUUUCAAAGGCACCUUUGCCAAGGACUGUGGUGAGGAUGACAUUUGCGUGAGUGAUCUGAACAUCAAGGCGAACCUAAGCCUGGACCUACACGAGUCUGGUAGACAUUACCUUUUACGCUUGGGAGAACAGAACACAGUACCUCUCAAUGUAGAAGUGAUGAAUGCUGGAGAACCAGCCUACCAGUCAAGCCUCCUCGUUCACCACCACAAAGCUCUUGAGCUGAACCUCAAGGAAUCUCAACUUGGCUCGUACCAGUGUUCACGUGUGUCAGCCAUUCUCACCCAGUGCGGCCUUGGAAACCCUCUUGUAGGUACAACAGGGCCAUUAAUCCUGACCUUCAAAGAAUCCAAUCUGCCAUUUGAUGAAAAGUUCAUCCACUUCUAUGUAGAGGCCAAUUCAUCAUCUACUGAAGAGCGUUCAAAAGAUCGUAUUCAGUUCGUUGUGGAGGUGAUCAAGAGGGCUGAGAUCUCUAUUUUGCCGUCGGUUGCCCCAGAGCAAGUGUUCUAUGGAGGAGAGGUGGUGGGGCAGUCUGCCAUAAACCACAUGGAAGAGGUGGGCAUGGAGGUCACCCACAAGUAUGUAGUAGACAACCGUGGCCCCUGGAGAGUGGAUGAGGCUAAGGUGGCCAUCCUCUGGCCAUACCAGGUCGAGAACAACAAAGAGCAAGGGAAAUGGCUUCUGUACAUGACUGAAGUUCCGAGUGUAGAUGGUGCUGGAGAAUGUGAAGUUGAUUCCCGUUAUGUGAAUCCCCUUGUACUUCGCCGGACAAUUGCUUCGGCCUCAACUGGUCUUGAAGUUGAAGGAGAAUUGAUAUCCACAGAUUACCCAGAUCCUGGUGGAGAUAUAGUUACUGGGUCGGGUGAUGUAAAGGUAACAAAGAAAGUGACAACUAUCAAGAAGGUAACAAGCACAACAGACACCAAGAAGACCUCAACGAAGUCUUCCUCGAAAGAUGUUUCUGUUUCCACAGAGAGAACUACCUCAUCCAGUGGCUAUUCCUCAUCCAGUUCCUCUUCUUCAAACAGGUUUUCAUCCUCAACCUCCGAAUUUAGCAACUCAGGAUCAACGGAUGAAGAGGAAUAUGGCAGUGGGUUUGGGCAAGGAACUGGUAGAGAUCAUGGCAGAACACAUGUAAGAGUUAGCAGGAAGGUAUUUACAUCAGAUAGGUCAAAAUUCUCAGAUUCUGACUCUGGAGCAAACGACCUUGACAAAGAAAAAGAUGUGGAUGGGGAUGGACUCAUCUCUCACCAUGAAGAAACUCGCACUUCCUCUGGAGUAUCUCCUGAUGGAAGAACAAGAUUUUCUGAAACCCAUCAUGUAAAUAAGAAGGUACAUAUCAAAGAGAGCACAACUGAUGAGGACUUGCCUGCUGGACGAUGGGGACAGGGAGGUGGAUUCCGUAAGAUUUACACUGAAACUUCUAGGUCUGGAUCUUCCAGCAUUCCAUCAGAAGAAGACAGAAGAAUUUUCUCAGAAACGGAAGGUUCUUCAAGAGUAGGUAUUGAUGAUCAUGCAGGCUCUGGAUGGCAUGAUGGUUCUGCUGGAAGGGAUCACAGUGUGCAAGUGGAAGAUGGCUCACACAGAGUACAAACAGUAAAUAGGGAUGAAACUAUCAGAAGAACUCACUACGGUGGACCAGACAGGGAUGGAAGUUACAGAAGAGUGUAUGAGGAAACUAGAACCACAGGUCAUGGAAGGGUUGGAACUCAUACUGGUGGCUAUGAUGAUACAUACGAUAGAGAUGGCUUUAGGACACAAACCUUUGGCAGACAUGACAGAGUUGGAGCAGAUAGAACAGAAGGCUCAGGUUGGUCUAGAGGAUCCAGGACUGAAUAUGAAAGGAGAACUGGAGGCACUGAUGAGUCCAGGAGAGUGGGAGACAGAGACAGAUUCAACACUGAUGGUUCAAGAAGGGUGUCAGAGGGAGACAGAGUCAGGUGGACUUAUGCUGAUAACCAAGGACGUACAACGGGUAGGGGAAGCACAGGAACUUAUUCAUCUAGCAGAGGUUAUGAGAGUGAAAGAACUUUCUCUGGUGAUUAUGACAGAACAGAUGAUGGAAGCCAUAGGAGAACAUAUUCAGGUGCAUAUGAUAGAACAGGUAUUGAUUCUAGAAGAGGACAUUCUGGCGGAUAUGACAGAACAGCUGAAGAAGAUGGUUCCAGAACAUACUUUGCUGGAUAUGACAGAAUAGGUGACAAUGAUCAGAACAGACGGGUCUAUGGCAGAACGGAAGGAGAGAGUGAGUACAGAAAGAAUUUUGAUAACUACGAUAGAAGAAUAAAUGCUGGCGGUAGAGAUGAAUCAAGUGUCUACGAAAGAACAGAGUCUACAAGAACGUACCAUAGCAGCAGAAAUGAAGAUGGAGAUUUCAGAGAUGGCUCAUCAAGGUCAUCUGGAGACCAGUAUUACAGGAGAACAAACCUUGACAGAUCUAGUGACCAUGCAUCUGGAACAGAUUCCUUCAGGCAUGCCUCUGGUGAAGGCAGAGUAGAUGGGUCCCAUUCCAAGUCAGGACAUGGCACCCUCAGGACCACCACAUGGGAUUUGACUGCUGACAGUGACAGGCAUAACAGGGCAAGACAGGGCUCUCACUCAUCACACCAUCAUGUCACUAGUGCUCAAGACCAUGGUACAUUAGCAAGUGGUUCAGGUACAGGAAGAACGAGUCAUUUUGAGUCCUCUGACUCCAAUGCAAAUAGAACCUACAAACGUGUUGAAGUAGAUCCAGAGACUGGAGAAACCACAGUCUACACAAGAAGAGUGUACAGUCACAGUUGGCCAGAAGACUGGGACCACAGAUCAUUUGAUGAAGACUUACCACCCUUGGAGGAAGAGGAACAUAAAGGAAGUGACCGACAACUGAAACGCACCAAACGUGAGAGAGAACUUAUCAUCAAACCCCAGGCUGUGACAGAUGCCAAAACAGGAAAAACAAUGCAGGUUGUGAAUUUGAGAUGUGAUGGAGAUGUUCCAACAGCCAAGUGCUUCGUCUUCUACUGCACCAUUCGUAACCUAGGUGCCAAGCAAGCAGCAAGUAUUCGCAUCAAAUCAAGACUAUGGAACUCCACGCUGGUCGAGGAUUACCCUAGAGUCAGUUAUGUCAGCAUUAAAUCCAAAGCUUCAUUGAUAUUACCAGAAGACAUCCGUGAGGACCAAGACCAGUCAGACGAUGAGGCCUCAGCAGAAACUUUAGCUUAUCCAGAUCUCUUGGAUCAGCUUCCACCAGAAGAAGUGCCACUCUGGGUCAUAUUAGUUUCAAUAUUUGCUGGUCUUUUAGUCCUUUUAAUCAUUGCGCUCAUAUUGUGGAAGUUAGGCUUCUUUGAAAGAAAACGACCAGACCCAACGCUUUCAGGAAACUUGGAUAAGGAUGCAAAUGGAUACUAAUCCUUAAUAGACCUCUAAAAUAUAACUGUUAACUUGCAAGUGCCAUGUUCUGCAUUUUAAUGUGCCGAAAAUGUGAAAAGUGAUUAUAUAUAUAUAUUUUUUUUUUCUUUUUUUUCUUUUUUUUUAUUUGAUGAUAGAACAUUA